Phanerochaete carnosa HHB-10118-sp is the source of this 2453-nucleotide messenger RNA. RefSeq names its product carbohydrate esterase family 4 protein. Bases 531 to 1976 code for a protein of 481 amino acids. Lineage: Eukaryota; Fungi; Basidiomycota; Agaricomycetes; Polyporales; Phanerochaetaceae. Gene Ontology annotation, cellular component: membrane. The transcript is spliced from 4 exons. Gene Ontology annotation, biological process: carbohydrate metabolic process. The record is from RefSeq and is a predicted model, not a curated record. Gene Ontology annotation, molecular function: chitin deacetylase activity.
GACCGCUGAUGCUUUCAUUUCAGAGGACUCGGCAUUUUGUCGUAGCGUAGGAGAUUGGCUUGCUCAAAUUCUACUACCGAGACACUGAACGCCGAGGUCCGACACGAGAGGCCCUGGUGCAAUCUGGGAUGAGUCUGCUGAGCCGACGGCGCAUGUGGUCAAACGAUCUGGGUUGUUCCGAAGCGCGUCCGAACGCGAGCGGGCGACGGUCCCGGAUUGGCUGGGCGGCCAGCCGAAGACCGGCAUCGAGGGGCCGCUGCACCGAAAGCAGAGGUUUCGUGGCCCAAAGCGGCAAGUGUCCUCGAAUCCGGGGAGUGAAGGCCGUUGGGUUUCUGGACGGACUCUCUGUCUGACAUGUCAAGCCUCGCCAUGUCUGGGGAUUGUCUUAUAAGCUGCGAACAUGCUUCUGCCGCCGUCCUCCCUGGUCGUCCUCGUCUCCGUCAUCCUCCCCCUCACGGUCAGCCUCGAGUCUCUUCAGCCUCGCCCGAGCCCUGCUCUCCCCCAGGCGCGGGUAGCCCACAACCACCACCAUGUUACGUUCUACCCCACGAUCCCUUCCAAGUCUUCUCGCCCUUCUCGCCCUCUCUAAUCUGGUCCUCUCCGCCUCCCUCCCCGCAGGACAAGCUCACGACCACGCCCCGCUCAGGAAGCGUCUCCCAGGGACGUGGUACCAGCCCGGAGACCAUCCUGCCCACGCGCUGUUCAGGCGCGGCAAGCGCGAUACAUCCAAUGACGGCGUCGACUAUCCCCCGGUCGGCUCAUCCCAGUGGAGUGCUGGGUACCCACAGGGAAAACCCGACCCAACAGAAUACCCUCAGGAAUGGCUAAACGCUUUGAACGCUGCCGUCGCUGCGGGAAACAUCCCAAAUGUGCCCGUUUCUACACAAGUCAACGGCGGGAACCCGACCUACGGCUCGCUCGACCCCACGGGCAACGAGGUCUGCUCGACCACGUACGGGUGUCGCAACAACGAUGACAUCUGGGACGCUCCCGACGGCGUCUGGGCUGCUGGCUUUGACGACGGUCCCCUUCCGACAUCGGACAAACUGUAUCAGUUCUUACAGCAGAACAAUGUCCGUUCCACGCACUUCAUGAUCGGCGUCAACAUCCUCGGCAACCCAAACGAGUUCAGCUUCGCGUUCGAGACCCUCGGAGACGACAUUGCCGUGCACACCUGGACGCAUCCGUACAUGACCACGCUCUCGAACGAGCAGCUCGUCGGCGAGUUCGGCUGGACGAUGGAGAUCAUCCACAACUCGACGGGCGGCCACCUGCCCAAGUACUGGCGUCCGCCAUAUGGUGACUCGGACAACCGUGUGAGCGCCAUCGCGAAGGAAGUCUUUGGCCUACAGACGAUCAUUUGGAACCACGACACCGAAGACUGGAGCAUCGACCAGCCGGGCUACAGCACGACGCCGGAGAGCGUGAACGCCUCGCUCACGCAGUGGAUCACGGGCCCGAAGAGCCCCGGGCUGAUCGUGCUCGAGCACGAGCUGACCGAGUUCACCGUCCAGGCGUUCAUCGACGCCUUCCCGCUCAUCAAGAGCAGCGGCUGGGACAUUGUCAGCGUCACCGAGCUCGAUGGCGAGAGUGCGUACGCGAACGCGGACGGCGACGACGGCGAGGUCACGCCCGUCUCGGGUAUCUUCCUCAACGCUCCCGCCGCUGCCGCCAGCAACGCUUCCGCUUCUGCGUCCGGCGUAAACUUUGGCUCGUCCUCGGCCGCUACGAGCUCCUCCGCCUCGCCCUCUCAGAGCGCUGGCUCCUCGGGCGGUGCAGCGGGCGCAGGCGGGGCGAAACAGGCGGUCGGCUCUGCGGGCUCGUCGAGCAGCAGCAUUCACGCCGCUGCCGCGCCAACGGGCACGAACCUCGCGAGCGGCGCGACGUCCGUACACUGGCAACACGUGCUCGGCGACGUGCCGGGCAUGCUCGCGGCGAUGUUCACCGUGCUCGUCUCUGCCGUCGUCUUCGCUUGAUCGCUUCUCUCCCUGCGGUGUCCUUCACCUUCGUAGACUUCCUCUGGGUUGCACUAUUAUGGGCUCGCGUUGCGUUUUUAUUGGACUAUUUACGCGCCUUGGACACUUUUUUUUUUUGCGGACCUCACUCCUUUAUACUCUUCCACUCUUUUGUUGCUGUCGCGUGAUUUUUUCGUGGCCUUCUUUCCUUUACGGCCGACAAUCGUUUGUCUUUGAGGUGAUCAUGAUGAUAUCCGUUCAUUGCUAUUUCCCUUUUCGUGGUCACUUUCUUACCCUCACCACGCAGUAAAAUAUCCUUGACACGCGCACUGGUGUUUAAUCGCUCCCUGUUGGUCAUUCUAGCUGUGGCAUUCGUGUGGGACCUUUGGGCUUCUUUGUGUAGUGCGCGUAUGCGCGCAUGUUGGUCUGAGUCGGGCGGUGUAGUGUAGUAGUGAAGUGUGUGUAAUACAGGCAGCUUGCGCGGUCUGCAAAGGUUCU